This is a messenger RNA of Musa acuminata AAA Group (dessert banana), 1444 nucleotides long. RefSeq names its product KH domain-containing protein At1g09660/At1g09670. Gene Ontology annotation, cellular component: nucleus. Gene Ontology annotation, molecular function: mRNA binding. The transcript has 7 exons. The coding region runs from base 192 to 1079 and encodes 295 amino acids. Lineage: Eukaryota; Viridiplantae; Streptophyta; Magnoliopsida; Zingiberales; Musaceae. The record is from RefSeq and is a predicted model, not a curated record. Gene Ontology annotation, biological process: regulation of mRNA splicing, via spliceosome.
CCUCUCUCUCUCUCUCUCUCUCUCUCUCUCUCUCUCUCUCAUCAUCUGCCCUCUGUCUCUGGCUGUAAGCCCGGGGAGGGAGAGAAGAGCAGCAGCCUACCUUCUGCCAACCCUGCCCAGCCUGUCGUUCUUCUCCUGAUUGCCACCCCCCUCGAUCUUGGUUGUGCGGGUGGAAGCUCGGGGAGUCGACUAUGGAUGAGAGAAUACCAUCUCCUGCUUACUUCCAGUACUCUCCUUCCGGUGUGCACUCAUCGCCUUCCCCCCACCACUCCAUCAGGUCUCCUGCGUCUUCCGAUAGAGAGAGAUAUUUGGCCGAAUUAUUGGCUGAGAGGCAGAAAUUGGGGCCAUUCAUGCAAGUACUUCCAUUUUGCAACAGGCUUUUAAACCAAGAAAUUAUGCGGGCUUCUGGUUUAGCACCUAACCAAGCAUUUGUCGAUCCUGAGAGAAUUGAGCAUGGCUCUCCAUUAAGAUUAGCUGGACACCCAUCAAAUGGUGGACCAAUGGAUCUGGAGGGUUGGUCGGGCAUGCAGGCUGAGGAAAAUGGAUACUUCCACAGAAUGGGGGCCAUUCAAACGUCAACUGCAGGCUGGAAUGGAAUUCCUGGAGUCAGUACCAGCCCCAUCGUGAAGAAAGUCAUAAGGCUAGAUGUUCCCGUUGACAAGUAUCCAAAUUUUAAUUUUGUUGGCCGUUUAUUGGGACCUAGAGGAAACUCCUUGAAAAGAGUUGAAGCUACAACUCAGUGCAGAGUUUACAUACGGGGACGGGGUUCAGUGAAGGAUUCUGUGAAGGAAGACAAACUAAGAGAUAAACCCGGAUACGAGCACCUGAAUGAGCCAUUACAUGUCCUGGUCGAGGCAGAGUUUACAGCAGACAUCAUCGAUGCUCGUUUAAAUCAAGCUGUGGCAAUAUUGGAAGAUCUUUUAAAGCCAGUGGACGAAUCCGUGGACUACUACAAGAAGCAACAGCUAAGGGAAUUAGCCAUUCUGAACGGCACUUUGCGGGAAGAGAGCCCUCAGUUGAGCCCGAGCCUAUCCCCAUUCAACAGCACGGGUAUGAAACGGGCAAAAACAGGUCGAUGACUCAAGAUUCUGGUGCUUAAUCCAACCUCAACUCAUGGUCUCAAUGCCAAUAUUCAUGGCCUACUAAUCAUUCUUGUUGCGAUCAUCGAAAAAGGCCAGACACCCACCCUAAGGCUCAGCUUGGUUAUAUCCUUUUGAUACAAACAUAUCGUGUGAAGGUUCCUCGUUAGUUGUUUAUCGAUGUCCUCUGAAUCUGUUUGAUUAUUUAUUCUUUUUUCUCCCUUUACCCUUGAAUGGUAAACUUACCGUCGAUGACUUAUAGUGUGAUUUUGCCGUAGAAAUUGAUGUGUUAUUGUUAGUAUGUAACCUUGUACUGAUGGAUUCUUGGCAGUUGAUGUAAUUGAAUGAUUCAGUUGUUUCUUGUA